Molecule: messenger RNA, 1323 nt
Organism: Phascolarctos cinereus (koala)
Lineage: Eukaryota; Metazoa; Chordata; Mammalia; Diprotodontia; Phascolarctidae
Product: E3 ubiquitin-protein ligase TRIM21-like
Molecular function (GO): protein binding; zinc ion binding
Source: RefSeq, a predicted model, not a curated record
AUGCCCCUCCCAGAUCUGGAGACUUGCAACUGUAGCUUUCUCUUGUCCCGAAUGCAGGCAAAUGUCCCAGGUCAGAGAAUUCCCAGCAGUCAACAGGAGCCGCAGCUUUUGCAGAGCACUGAGGGUCAGAGCCAGUGUGCCAGGCACCAGCAAGAGCUCAAGCUGUUUUGUGAACUUGACCAGAUGCCCCUCUGUAUGAGAUGUUCCCAAAGCCCAGAGCAUGGAGCUCACAGGCUCUCUCCUGUAGGAGAGGCUGCUGACAAUUACAGGGAGAAGCUCCAGUGCAUUAGGAGUGACUUGGGGAAGCAUUUGGAGGAAGCUGAGAAACGUCUAGCUGAGCACAGGAGAUCUGCUGCUGGCUGGCACUGGAUGGUCCUGACAGAAUAUUACAAACUUGGCUACUUCCUGAUGCAUGAAGAACACCUGUGCUAUGAAAGGAUAGAGGAAGAUGAAAGGGCAAGGUACACUAGACUCUCCCAGUAUAAGCAAACCCUUCAGCACCUCCUGCUGGAGCUGCAGGAAGCAGGCCACCAACCCAAUGAGGAUCUGCUACAGGAAGGGAAGCAGUUGCUGGGAAGGAGUGAGUCAGUGUUGUCCCAAAGGACCAAGGCUGUCACCCCAGAGCUGAGAGAAUACCCCAUCCCUGGCAUAAUGGAGAUGCUCAACAGUUUCAGAGUGGACAUCAUGCUGGAUCCCACAUCAGCCAGUCCCUGUGUGACUGUUUCUGAGGAUCUGAGGAGUGUGCAGGCUGGAGAAGGCUGGCCAGGGGAGACCUGGCACCCUGCGGACCUUGCUGGCUGGUAUGUCUUUGCUGAGCAGGCUUUCCGCUCAGGCACUCUGUACUGGGAGGUGGAUGUGACUCAACUGCCUCAGUGGAUCCUGGGGAUCCAUAGCCCAUGCUCGGGGAAGAGGAGGGGCAGGAGGGACAGGAAGGACAGGAAGGUGAACUCCUGUCUCUCUGUGUUCCUGCUUCUCUGUGUCAAGAAGGAGGAGGAUUGCUAUUUCCAAACAUAUCCAGGAUCACUGAACCAUCAAGUGAAAGGCCCUGUGCCCAGGGUUGGGGUGUGCCUAGACUAUAGCUUUGCCACUCUUACCUUUUACAACAUCCUCCGGCAUUGCCUCAUUUACAGCUUCCAUCUCACUUCCAUCACCCAGCCCAUCACAGCCAUCUUUUCUCCUGGCCCCCCACUUCCAGGAACAAAGGGGCUCCUUGGAAACAAGGAGUUGCCUGAUGAAGAUGAUGCUUCUGCUACUGUUGCUGCCGCCGCCGCCGCCACCGCUGCUAUGAGAAGGAGGAUGAAUAUGAUGCCUGGGUAUCAUUAG